AUGGGCUGGGGUGCAGCAGGUGCAGCAGGUGCAGCAGGUGCAGCAGGUCCAGCAGGUCCAGCAGCAGAGCCAACGUUUGAAUGGAACCCACCUACUUUACCCGACAUGAGAAAGUCCCCUAUUGACCAGACGGACGAAUGGCAGGCAGGUGGCGGGCAGAAGAGAUGGGGAAGCGGGGGAGAAGCGUCGGCAUACCGGUCGAUACCACGAACCUUCGCAAAAGACGGUCAACGUCGAGUCUCGGACUGGGACCCUGAGUUUCUUGCCUUCGGAUUAUCUUUUGCAAUCGACUUCGGCGUCUCGAAGGGCCUGGGAAGACACGACGUUGAUAUACCCAAGUCUUGGCUGGGAGCUCUACGAGGAAGCGAAUAUGCCUUUACGAUCCUUUACAACCCUGCCUUGAUGGCUACCAAAACCUCGAUCCUGAUCUUCUACCUGCGGAUGUCGAGACAUACCCAGAGCGUCCUCCGCAUCGCAUCUUGUGUCACACUAGCGGUUGUCAAUGUUGGAGGCGUGGUUCUCACGUUCCUGAACGCAUUUCAAUGCAACCCUGUGCGAGCUGCUUACGACCCAACCGUGUCCAACCAAAAAUGCUUCUCGAUUGUCACGCUAUACCUGUGCUCGGCACCUUUCAACAUCAUCACCGACCUCGCGAUCCUGGUGCUACCAAUCCCGGUGCUCACCGGUAUCCGUCUCCCCCAACGCCAAAAGACUGUUUUGGUUUUCACGUUCGCAUUGGGUAUUUUCGUCACCAUUGUUGAUGUCGUUCGGAUCUAUUACUUGCAGCAAGCAGAUGAUAAUCAAAACAUUGUACACUUGCGACUGGGAACGGGGGUAGAUUUUUCUUGGACAGUUAGUGCGGUAUUGAUGUGGUCAGCCGUAGAAGUCAAUGUGGGGAUUAUUUGCGCCUGCGUUCCUACCUUGAGGCCUCUGAUCAAGAAGAUUCUGCCUUCCAUGAUAACCGAUCGUGCUUCGAAAGGUUCACAGACAAAUAGCACCGGGAGAUCAAAAUUCAUCCCCUCACGGCUUCCAAAGGAGUUAAGUGCGGAUCCACAACACCCAGCAGUGGCAGAAUCAAACGCGGGAUUGCAAGCAUUACCCCCAGCCCACGUUGAGAGUGAUCAAAACGCUGAGAUAGAUAUGAUGGGCUUCUUGACGAUGCCCGAUGGUAUGGGAGAACCCGGAAUGCUUCAAACACAUACAGCUCACACAGCAGCCACAGAAAACACGGUCUACUUUGGCUUCGUCAACAUGAGAAAACCGAAAAGCAUGCUAAAGACGAAGGGAAUCGAGUCUUUCAAAUACUGCACGCUCGUCACGAUUCUCUUCUUCCUGUGGGGAUUCUCUUACGGUCUCCUCAACACCCUCAACGCCGAGAUAACCAGAAUCUCAGGCCAGACACUGAGCGAAAACCUGGGACUGUCAUCUACUUAUUUCUUUGGGUAUCUGUGCGGUCCUCUUACCGUCGGCCAGUGGACUCUGCGUGCCGGCGGCUUCAAAGUGACAUUUAUCACCGGCCUCAUCAUCUACGGGAUCGGAACGUUGAUGUUCUGGCCGUCGGCAGUGCUUACCUCCUUUCCAGGCUUCGUCAUCUCGACCUUCGUGGUCGGGUUUGGCCUGGCUGUCACUGAGACUGCAGCGAACCCGUUUCUAGCCCUCUGUGGACCAAGUGCGUACGCCGAGUCCCGACUCCUGACUGCACAGGCAAUCCAAGCCAUAGGAAGCAUCCUCAGCCAGCUCCUAGCGCAGAAAGUUCUGUUUCGUUACGUCUCCUCACAUCCGAGCCUCAUCGACGUGCAGUGGACGUACCUUGCCGUUGCACUGUUCACGGUCAUCCUAGCCCUAUUCUUCUACUACAUGCCUUUACCAGAAGCAACUGACGAAGACUUGCAAGCACAGGCUGAGAGCCUCGGGAUCUACCCCCAGCAAACCAUCACUCUCAUCCCAAAACUCAAGUUCAGCUUGAUCACCACUUCGCUGGUAGCAGCACUUGUCACCCAGUUCCUGUACGUUGGAGCGCAGGAGUCAGUGUCAAUAUGGUUCGGCCAUCUCCUGUACCAACUCUCCGGCGAAACCCGAAAACCUCUGACCCUCGACACUGCAAACUACGGCCUGGUCGGGCACGCCACGUUCUCGCUGGGUCGCUUCAUCUUCGCUGGACUGUGUCUGUUCAUCACCCCGCGUCUUCUGCUGUUGGUGACUUUCGUCGGAACGAUCAUCUUCGCCGCUCUCACGAUGUCUAUUUCCACAGACGGGAAUGGCAUUGCUGGACCCGUGUUGGUACUCCUCUUCUUCGAAGGUCCCAUAUGGCCGCUGAUAUUUGUGACGGGACUGAGAGGCCUGGGGAAGAAGACGAAGAUGGGUGCCAGUCUCCUCACUGCUGCAGCAUGCGGGGGCGCCGUCUUCCCACUUGUGAUGCUGGCUGUUCAGCGCGUGAACAAGCGAACAAUACAAUACUCUUUCUGCAUUGUCCUCGCUCUGUACUGUUUCGGCAUUCUGUACCCGAUCACCCUCAGUUUUUCCCCUCAGCUGAGGACGAUGGUGGACCCGAUGAAGGAGGGAGAUUUGCUGCUCAGAGAUGAAGGGGUCCUGGGAGAUGGCGAUGGUCAUGGGGCAGAUACGCCGAUGAGGAGAUUGAGUCGCUGGCUCAGUGUUAUUCUGGAGAAUAUUAAGGGGGCGACGCAGGGGGGUCGGGAGGAGGAGGGCGGGUGGAUUGAGCGCAGAGUGAGCAAAGGGAGGACGGGGGAUUGA
Messenger RNA from Drepanopeziza brunnea f. sp. 'multigermtubi' MB_m1, 2751 nucleotides. The record is from RefSeq and is a predicted model, not a curated record. NCBI's taxonomy places the organism in Eukaryota, Fungi, Ascomycota, Leotiomycetes, Helotiales, Drepanopezizaceae.